AUGAUAUACUUUAAAGGUAUAUCAUAUUUAUUAAUAAAGUAAAUGUUACUGGUACAAAGCGAAAUAGUUUAAGUAUGUGUAUCUCUUAAAACUCAAAUUAUAAACAGGUGGAAUGCCUGAGAAAUGCUUAAAAUACUCUCUAAUACAAAUAAUAUAGCAUUUUCAAAAAGUAAUGAUUGUAUCUCAUUUAAAUCUACUAUUAGCGAAGUUUAAAGAAUGCUUUGUGGAAAGGGUUGGAUACAUCCAAAACUCCAGUAGAUAUUCAUCUUGAUUUGUUACCAAUUGCAUUUAACUAAUAACUUUAUCGUUGAUCGGAGCAAAGGCACAUCAUGUUUAGAUGGCUAACCUCCUAUUAUGUGA
Paramecium octaurelia is the source of this 360-nucleotide messenger RNA. NCBI's taxonomy places the organism in Eukaryota, Ciliophora, Oligohymenophorea, Peniculida, Parameciidae. The record is from the annotation of a GenBank genome assembly.